AGAAAUCUUUUUAUCAAUAAUGAGUAUGUGGACUCAGUCAGUGGGAAAACCUUUCCGACUCUCAAUCCAGUGACAGAGGAAAAGAUAUGUGAGGUGGCUGAGGGUGACAAAGCUGAUAUUGAUAAAGCAGUCAAAGCUGCCACUGAAGCUUUUAAAUUGGGCAGUCCUUGGAGGAUCAUGGAUGCUUCCAAGAGAGGCCAACUCUUAUACAAAAUGGCAGACCUCAUUGAGAGAGACUUGGACUAUCUUGCUUCCCUGGAGACAAUUGACAGUGGAAAAUUAUUUGCCGAUUCAGUAGAUGACAUGGAAUUUACUGUAAAAUGCUUCAGAUACUAUGCUGGAUGGGCUGAUAAGAUAACAGGAAAGACUAUAUCUUCUGAUGGUCCUUACUUUGUGUACACCAGACAUGAACCUGUGGGUGUGGUUGGAGCUAUUGUACCAUGGAAUUUCCCUCUUAAUAUAGCAUGUUUAAAGCUUUCUGCAGCUCUGGCUUGUGGCAAUGUUGUAAUAGUUAAACCAGCUGAACAGACUCCCUUAACAGCACUGUAUGUGGGUUCCUUGUUUAAAGAGGCAGGAUUUCCUCCUGGUGUGGUGAAUAUCAUCUCUGGUUAUGGUCCAACAGCAGGAGCAGCAAUUUCUGAACACAUGGACAUCAACAAAGUUUCAUUCACAGGAUCAACAGAGGUUGGAAGGUUAAUACAAGCAGCUGCUGCAAACUCCAAUUUAAAGCGUGUAACACUGGAACUCGGGGGAAAGAGCCCAAAUAUAGUUUUUGCUGAUACUGAAAAUAUUGAUGUUGCAGUGGAACAGGCACACUCUGCACUGUUCUUUAACCAAGGACAGUGCUGCAGUGCUGGCAGUCGCACUUUUGUGCAAGACACCAUUUAUGAUGAGUUUGUAAAAAAGAGUGUGGAAAGAGCUCAAAACCGCACAGUUGGUGAUCCUUUUGAUGAUGAAAUCCAACAAGGACCACAGAUUGAUAAAGAACAGUUUGAUAAAAUCCUUGAUCUGAUUGCAAGUGGAAAAAAGGAAGGAGCAAAGCUUGAGUGUGGUGGUGCUAGACAUGGAGACAAAGGAUAUUUCAUACAACCUACAGUCUUCUCAGAUGUCAAAGACCACAUGAGGAUUGCCAAAGAAGAGAUAUUUGGUCCAGUGCAGCAGAUCAUCAAAUUCAGUGAUGUAAAUGAGGUUAUUGAAAGGGCAAAUAACACAACAUAUGGCCUGGCUGCUGCUGUAUUUACCAAAGAUAUAGACAAAGCAACAACACUUUCUCACAGCUUACAAGCUGGAACAGUUUGGGUCAACUGUUAUGAUUGUGGGGGGCCUCAAGCCCCCUUUGGAGGAUUCAAGAUGUCUGGCUUUGGCCGAGAAUGGGGUGAAUAUGGUCUCUUACCCUUCUUGGAAGUGAAAACAGUUACCAUGAAGGUCCCUUCAAAGAACUCGUAAAUGAUACAAGGAAAUGUGAAUCCACAGACAACAGAUGUGUAUUGUAGCUUUACAGCUGG
Pocillopora damicornis (cauliflower coral) is the source of this 1505-nucleotide messenger RNA. Its product is annotated as aldehyde dehydrogenase 1A1. The record is from RefSeq and is a predicted model, not a curated record. NCBI's taxonomy places the organism in Eukaryota, Metazoa, Cnidaria, Anthozoa, Scleractinia, Pocilloporidae. Gene Ontology annotation, molecular function: oxidoreductase activity, acting on the aldehyde or oxo group of donors, NAD or NADP as acceptor.